ACUUAGACUAGAUUUGAAGGAGAUAAAAUGCUAAGACAAACUUUUAUAAUUUACUUUUAUGGAUAAAGUAUGUUUCUCGAGUGGUUUUGAUAACGGAACAUUUAUUUUAUAUUGUUUCAUAUGUUGACAUUUCCCAUUAAAGUGAAAAUGGUAUCUUUAAAUCAUAAAAUUGGUUAUGGUUGCGCAUACACGUCCGUUUACUUGGAUUUUUGCCGUGAAAGAAUCAUGUUUUUAAGACAGAAUUGAUUGCAAAUUUAAAAAUAAUGACAAAAAGUUUAGUUUUUAGAAUGAAAAUAUUUUGAUAAUAUAUUAUAAUGGGAACUUUACAAGGACUUGACUCUAAGAGGACUAAACGGAAGUGGAAUUUUUCUACUUUGAACGAGCUGCACGAUGCCGCGAACUCUUUGUUACGUCAGGCAAUGCUGAACGAGCGUUACAAACGCUGGAAAAAGGUUGUCAGCCUUUACGAGGAGUUGUUGUGGAUGAUCGACCUUGAAAGAUUUCCCGAUGAUUAUGAACCACCCUCCAUUUAUUUCAUGCUCCGUUACGAGUUGCACUUCCAUUUAGGUGUUGCACUUCAACACUUAGGCAAACAUACAGAGGCUGUUCUUCAGUUUUCCAAAACAAUUGAAGUGGUCUCCAUUGCCAAAAAUGGUUGUCUGGCUGGAUGCCUCACCAAUUCCUGUUUGAUGACGCCGAUAUAUACCCGACGUGCCUUCGCCCAUUCUAAACUUGGUUCAUAUAAACUGGCACUAAAAGAUGCAGAGAAGGCCGUUGUGUUAGACAGUGGGUCUCCGGAUGUAUAUUGCAUACGAGCGUUAGUCCGCAGCACAUUUGAUGAUGAACUAAUGGGAUUGAAAGACUUGGAGUCUGCACUUAAACUAGAUCCAGAUCAUGUAUGCGCUACUAUGUUGAAAGCCUCUUUCACCAAGCCAUUGUUUCCUGGUAACACAAAGCGUCAAAGGGCAUACGAAAAAUUACGCCAGAAGGCAGUAAGGUUAUGCCAGGAAAGUGAGACUUACUUAACAUGCAACAGUUUCAUUCAUCCAUGUAUAGUCGAAUUCUACGAUAAGUUUUUGUUUCCUCUUAGUAUUCCCCACACUGUAACAUGUAUACAUCUGACGCCGGAAAAACCAACAAAGAAACAACUUGAGAGCGGACAUACAGAUUCCGCGGGAACAGAUCAUUCUAGUCGUCCAACAACGUCAACAUCGAGAGGCAGCAAGCAGUCAAGCGCUUCAACAGAAGUCUUCCGCUGCGGAACGACCAAUGUUGCUUCAAAUAACAGAAUAUCAUUUAAACGUAGGACCGACUAUGGAAAUGCCAUACGAAAGUAUAUGUCCCGACCAAAGUCGGCACAGGAUUUUUUCGCCCAAUUAGAAAAACAAAGAAGGUAUGACAAAAUCAGGAAACGAGCACAGUCAGCAUUGUUACGACCUGGAGAACGGUUUGUUCGGUACCAUUCGACCCCAUGUCCAGACACCGAAGCACCCGUUAAGCAAUCAGAAUUGAAACAAAAACGUCCUGUGACCGCUCCAGUUGACGGUCGACUCUCGACGCUAUCUACUAUACGUGGUGGAUCACCAGAAAAGAUGUACGGCUCACCAGCUACAUUCUUACCCAUGCAUCAUUAUUCUCCGGAGAAAGAAUGUCCAACUUCGAAGAAUGAAGGUGAUGUCGUUAUAGACAAGCCUCCAAGACCAAAAACAAGAAAGAAAAUAUUAAUAGAAGCCCCAAAAGAUUAUGUUAUACCUGUGUUCCAGAGCGUCAACAUCAAGGACGCACCACGGAUGUAUUAUAAGCCAUGGGGUGGAGACAAACUCCCUGUUGCUGAAAGGACAACCUUCAAGUAUUCACCAGCAUUUUACUAGUCAGCAUAGACCAAUAAACAUUUUACUUUUAGCUUUAAAAGAGCCGUGGUUAAUAUAGCGUUUAGACAAAUUAUUCAUAAUGUCAUGUUAUUAUUAAUUUUGACAAGACUGACAAAAGAUAUGUUCUUAGGUACAUUUAUUCGAUAUUAUACAAUGAAAUAAUUGUAUGCGCGGUUUGAGAGUGUCUUUAAAAGAAUGUCAUAAAAUGCCAUUUAUAGUAACGAACUUACACCGAUUUUGUUUCCUUAUUUAAAUACAUGUGUUAUUCAGAUAGUUGUAUGUCAAAUAAAUGAUGUGUAAUUGUUAUCACUGUAAAACAUAUCGACUUGUGAUCGAUUUUCCAUGUAUGCAAAUAAAAACACACGAAAACA
This is a messenger RNA of Mercenaria mercenaria, 2242 nucleotides long. RefSeq lists its product as uncharacterized. Lineage: Eukaryota; Metazoa; Mollusca; Bivalvia; Venerida; Veneridae. The transcript is spliced from 15 exons. Bases 315 to 1871 code for a protein of 518 amino acids. The record is from RefSeq and is a predicted model, not a curated record. Gene Ontology annotation, molecular function: protein binding.